This is a messenger RNA of Ceratotherium simum simum (southern white rhinoceros), 738 nucleotides long. Its product is annotated as olfactory receptor 51I1-like. The record is from RefSeq and is a predicted model, not a curated record. Gene Ontology annotation, molecular function: olfactory receptor activity; G protein-coupled receptor activity. NCBI's taxonomy places the organism in Eukaryota, Metazoa, Chordata, Mammalia, Perissodactyla, Rhinocerotidae. Gene Ontology annotation, cellular component: plasma membrane. Gene Ontology annotation, biological process: G protein-coupled receptor signaling pathway.
UUUGCAGAGCUUGGUGUCUCUGCUUCUACACUGCCCACUGUGAUGGACAUCUUCCUUUUUGGUGCCAGUGAGAUCUACUUUGAAGCCUGCCUUUUGCAGAUGUUCUCCAUACAUUCAUUUUCCAUCAUGGAGUCUGGAGUUCUGCUGGCCAUGUCUGUGGACCACUUUGUGGCCAUCUACAACCCACUGCGGUACACGGCCAUCCUGACUCUUCCCUGUAUUGCUGGUACUGGAGCUGCAGUUGGACUGAAGAGUGUGAUGUUCAUGUUCCCACUGCCCUUUCUCCUGAAGCAUCUUCCCUUCUGUGGACACAACGUCCUCCCCCACUCCUUUUGUUUUCACUCAGAUCUAAUCCAGCUGCCCUGUGGGGACACUCGUCCCAACAGCAUUCUGGGGCUCUGCAUUGUUACUUCUACUUUUGGGCUGGACUCGCUGCUCAUCAUCAUCUCUUAUGUGCUGAUCCUCUACACAGUGCUGGGCAUUACCUCUGGGGAGGGACGGCAGAAGGCCCUCAACACAUGUGUAUCACAUAUCUGUGCAGUCCUUGUGUUCUAUGUGCCCGUGAUUAGCAUGGCUCUGGUGCACCGCUUCAUGAAGCAUGCUGCACCAGCUCUCCGUCUACUCCUAGCCAAUGUCUAUCUUCUGGUGCCUCCUGUGCUCAAUCCCAUCAUCUACAUUGUUAAGACUAAGCAGAUUCCCCAGGAAAUAAUCCAACUCUUUCCUCAAAGUAAAUGUUAA